CUUUCCUGCAUGGUUAUAUUUAGCUGACAAUCGUAUUUGUUUUUAUAUAUAUAUAUUUCUAUGCAACUCUAAAUAUUUGCAUAAAUUAGUACCUUGGUGCUUUGUGGUUUAUUGGACAAGAUUUCAUAUAUGGAAAAGAAAAACUUGCUGUUAGUUUUAGCUUACAAUGCAGUAAUUUAAAUUCAUGAGUUUGGCCCCAAACAAGAUGACCAGAAAUUACUAGAUCAUAAAUGCAAUGAAACCAUUACUUCGAUCAAGGUAAAUUUCCUAGAACAUUAAGUUGUGAAAAUAUAUAUAUUAAUUCAUACUUAGUUGAAUAAAAUUCAAUUAGAGAGCCCGAAAAUAGAAGAAUUACAUAAUAAAUAAAAAAAUUGAACAAGAAAAGGAAACCUCAACUAUCUUUUUAUAUAGUUAGUAGAAUUCCUUUCUGGAAGUUUGUGAAUGUCACACCAUAUUUUUCAUUAGUUAUAUAUUAGUUACUCCAACAUGAAACCUCUUACCUCUGGGUUAACAGUGAUAUAUAUAUAUAUAUUGGUUUUUCCCAUCUCAUUUUGGUUUUUGGUUGUUGUAGCUUGAAGUUACAAUUCCGUAACAAUUCUAGACAUAAUAUCCUUGAGAAUAAUCAGAAAAUGAAGAAAUUCUUUGGAAUUUCUUUAUGUAUCAUUUUAUUUUAUGGGAGAAUGCUUCGUACUUUAUUUGAAUGUUUGCAGUGAAGGAUUCAUUGUUGUCCAAAAGUCAGUGGCGUCCUUUGAUCUUUGGGCUGUAACAAUAUAUUUGAGUUUGAAGAGGCUACGCCUUGUAGAAAUUUUUGAUGUCAAACGGCUUCAAAUGCGCUAUGCCACUUCCCUGAUUGGGGGACCGUCAACUCUAGCUACUUUUGUAGCAGUUUAUGCGCUUUUUGGGCCAACAUUUCCUGGAAUUUUUGACAAAGACAGAUGUGUUUACACUCUAUUUUAUCCAGGGUUGUCCUUUGCCUUUCCAAUUCCCUCUCAGUACACAGAAUGCUGCCAUGACGGAGAAGCGGAAUUGCCCUUGGAGUUUCCGGAUGGCACCACUCCAGUUACGUGCCGUGUCUCCAUAUAUGAUAGUUCUACUGAUGGUAAAGUUGGCGUAGGGUCCUUAAUGCACAAGGCUUCUGCUCCUCCUCUGCCUUCUGGUAGCCUCUACAUGGAAGAGGUGCAUGUUAAGCUCGGGGAAGAAUUAUGUUUUACCGUUGGUGGUCAGCACAUCGCGUUUGGUGCAUCUCAACAAGAUGUGUGGAGUGAAUUAGGUCGCCCCUGCGGCAUCCAUCAAAAACAGGUAGAUCAAAUGGUGAUUCAUUCUGCGUCAGAUCCCAGGCCACGCACGACUCUUUGUGGUGAUUACUUCUACAAUUAUUUCACACGUGGCUUGGACAUAUUAUUUGAUGGGCAGACUCAUAAAAUCAAGAAGUUUGUUUUGCACACCAACUAUCCAGGGCAUGCUGAUUUUAAUUCCUAUAUUAAGUGCAAUUUUGUAAUCUUUAGUUCUGAGUGUAAGUUCCUGCCUCUCAUGCAAGUUGGUGGGUCUUUUCAUCAGGAAGUAAAUGCCUCUAAACGUAGCAUUGCACCCAGCACAAAAUGGGAGCAAGUGAAGGAGAUUCUUGGGGACUGUGGUAGAGCUGCUAUUCAAACACAAGGCUCUUCGAGCAACCCUUUUGGAUCUACAUUUGUAUAUGGGUAUCAAAAUGUUGCCUUUGAGGUUAUGAAGAAUGGCUAUAUUGCAACUGUAACUCUUUUCCAGUCGUGAUAAAGUGUUGAUUGGGGCUGGUGUGUUUUGUACAGUUAAUCGGUGUUAAAGCGGUACUGCUUAGAAUGAACAUCAUGAUGUAAAAUGUUAAUUGUACAGUUAUAUAAUAAAUCAUACAAUUUCUCUAUCUUGUCUCAA
Molecule: messenger RNA, 1905 nt
Organism: Cornus florida
Lineage: Eukaryota; Viridiplantae; Streptophyta; Magnoliopsida; Cornales; Cornaceae
Product: PHAF1 protein At3g51130
Exons: 13
Coding region: 673-1767 (364 amino acids)
Source: RefSeq, a predicted model, not a curated record